Messenger RNA from Poecilia reticulata (guppy), 2128 nucleotides. RefSeq lists its product as uncharacterized. The record is from RefSeq and is a predicted model, not a curated record. NCBI's taxonomy places the organism in Eukaryota, Metazoa, Chordata, Actinopteri, Cyprinodontiformes, Poeciliidae.
UGUGCAAAUUUUGCGAAUUGUGCAGAGAACAUUGUUUUGAGCAAAACUUGUUUGAAUUACCCAGAAUGGCAAAACCCCUGGUCUAUCACCUCAACAAUGAGCUCUUUGACAUCUUUCAGCAGGAGAUCAAGGAGCUGCACCAAGAUGUUGCGGCCAUUACGAUGGAGAAACUCAACACUGAAUGUUACUAUGAAGACAUUGUCUCAGAAGAGAGGAAGGAGAAGCAGGCCUUGCUUCUGGAAAUUCAGGAGCUUAAGGAGAAGUUGGAGAAAGCUGAAUCCAAGAACCAAGGCCAGGUGGGCAGAGAUGAGACAACGUGCUGCCCCACAAUACAGGAACUCCAACAAGAAAUGAAGGAGAUGGAAAAGAAACACUGUGAGGAAAUUGAGAUGCUCACCAUUGAGUUUGAAAUUGAUGUCGCUGCGGCUCAGAAAGAGGUAAAGAAGCUCCAGAAAAAGCUGAAGAACGAAAGAAAUCUUGGUGCAAAAAGUAAUUCAGCAAAAAGGGAAGCCAUCAAUAUUCUCCUAAAAUUCCCUGACCACUGUGAAGGAUUGAAGAACGUCUCCACUGGAAAGUCAACAGAAAUCAUAGUUCGAGAUGAGGACAUUCCUUAUCUUGAUGUCCAACAGCUUCAAGAAAUGCUCCAGAGAGAAAGAAAGCUGAGAAUGGAGGCAGAAAAUGAAAAUCUGGAUCAAUUCAAAAUUGCUGAGGCUUUCUUUGACAUGAUGGAGCAAGAACUGAAAACCGAAAGAGAACGCAGAGCCCAAAUUGAGGCAGACAAAGAGGAAGCUGUGGAGAUAGCAGAGCAACUAAUUAAAAAGCUUGAGGACGUGGAGAAAACGUCCAAAGAGGGUCCCGAUGAGACCACUUCAGAUGAGAGGGACAAAACUCAACUGGAGCUCCAACAGCUGGAGAAAAUGCUUCAAGAAGAGAAAACCCAACGGGCCCAGGCAGAAAAUUUAUUAGAACUACUGGAGCAAGAAGUGAAAUCAGAACUAGAACGUAGAGCCCAAAUUGAAACAGACAAAGAGGAAGCUGUGGAAAUCGCAGAGCAACUAAUUAAAAAGCUUGAGGAAGUGGAGAAAACAUCCAAGGAGGUUCCAUCUCAGACUGCUUUGGUUGACAAAAUUCAACUGGAGCUCCAACAGCUGGAGAAAAUGCUCCAAGAAGAGAAAAGCCAGCGGGUCCAGGCAGAGAAUUUAUUAGAAAUACUGGAGGAAGAAGUGAAAACAGAACAAGAACAUAGAGCCCAAAUUGAGGCAGAAAAAGAGGGAGCUGUGGAAAUCGCAGCACAAUUAAUUAAAAAGCUUGAGAACGUGGAGAAAACGUCGGAGACAGCUUUGGACGAUCGGAAUAAAUUUGAAAUGGAGCUACAACAGCUAGAGAAAAUGCUCAAAGAAGAGAAACGUCUAAGGCUCCAAGGAGAGACUGAAAAUGCUUCUCUCUUGAAGACUGUAGAGUCUCUUCGGCAGGAAACGGACAAAGAGCUGCAGAAAGAAAGGGCUCUAAGAGAAGAGGCAGAAAGAGGUAAGUUGGAGUUGGAACAGGUAAGUGAUAAUCUUUACCAGGGUUUAGAGAAAGCCUGUAAGAUGACAGAGACGCUCUCGGCUGAGGCCGAACUCCUUUCCAACAAGCUUCAGGCAGAGGACAAGAAAGGAAGAUCUCUGCUCAAAGACAUCCAGGAACUCACCCUCAUACUGGAAAAGGAAAAAGCCCUUAGAAUCGAGGCAGAGAACUAUGAGAUGGAGGCCAUGGAGAUGCUAGAGGCUUUCCAGAAGGAAGCAGAAUGCUGAACCUGGCGGAAGAAAAACCUGAAAAAGAAACACCAUCUCAUCAAAGUUCACCCUCUUUAAAGUUAUGCGAAUAGCUCUUUGUUGUUAUUAUCUUAUAAGUAUUAAAUCCAGCAAUUAUUUUAGAUUAUUAGCAUUUUAAUUCAGAUAAAGAUUACUCUGUUAGGCUAAAAAACAAAAAACAACAACAAAAGAGGAAAAUAAUUUCUUGUUUUUGUAUUUGAUCUCUAUGAAGUCUAUGGCGUUCGACUGUGUCCCUAGGGUCUUAUGGGGGGUUCUCCGGGAGUAUGGGGUACCGGGCCCUUUGCUACGGGCUGUCAGGUCCCUGUAUGACCGGU